AUGGUAAGAGUGUUGUGCCCAAAAUGUAGUGAACGUUUUCGUACUCAUCGUGAAUUGGCCCAGCAUUGCGGAAGCUCACAUAGCGACGAAAAUGUAGAAUCGCCAGAUUUUUCGGUAUUUAGCGGAAGUUUCAGCAGCAUGAAAGAUUUUGAGGUAUGGAAGACCUCCCUGGAGAAGUCAACUUUCGCAAAAUUUUCAAAAAGAGACUCUAAGCCGCGUAAGAAUGGUAGGAAACAUCUUUACCUAUGCAGGCAUGCUCGAGGACCUAAAGCAGAUAUAGGUGCUGAAGUCCGUCAUGUUCACAGCAAAAGCAAGCGAAUUCAAUCGCACUGUCCUGCCCACUUGAAGGUAUUUGAACGAAAUGAUGGCACUGUCGUAUACGAAGGUUGCGCUGGGCACCUUGGACAUGAAAUAAAUGCGGCAUCUCUUCGGUCUAGAGCAAGGGCGUCAAGAACUUACCGCAACGGCAUUGGAAAGCUAACAUGUUGCAAAAGACGUAGCAGCUGGUGCCAAUCUGUUGAUGGAGAUGGCUACAAAACUAGCGGAAGAUACGGAUCAAAUGCAAAGUUGGUCAAUCUUGCACCUUCACCAGGGCGAAAAGCUACAACUGGAACCUGCAUGACGGCAGGUAUUAAGCUUCAAUGGUAUGUUAUAUGGUAA
Molecule: messenger RNA, 660 nt
Organism: Cooperia oncophora
Lineage: Eukaryota; Metazoa; Nematoda; Chromadorea; Rhabditida; Trichostrongylidae
Source: the annotation of a GenBank genome assembly